Zingiber officinale is the source of this 2442-nucleotide messenger RNA. RefSeq lists its product as uncharacterized. The coding region runs from base 1 to 2442 and encodes 813 amino acids. Gene Ontology annotation, molecular function: nucleic acid binding; zinc ion binding; aspartic-type endopeptidase activity. Gene Ontology annotation, biological process: proteolysis. The record is from RefSeq and is a predicted model, not a curated record. Lineage: Eukaryota; Viridiplantae; Streptophyta; Magnoliopsida; Zingiberales; Zingiberaceae. The transcript is spliced from 4 exons.
AUGAAGCGUGGGGAUACAGCCCCUAGUCAGCGUCGUGGUCCAGGGCGACCACGAAAGACACCUAUUGAGUCAGUAGAGUCAGAGCCAGUAGAGCAAGAGGCAGAUUCUCUCAGGAAUCCUACAGAGAUUGAUAUUGAUAGUCAGGGACAGACCCACCAGGUUCCUAUGAGAGAUCAGGGUUUCCAGCCUCAGGUGGUUUCCCCUAUAUUACCACCAGUGGUCCCUACCCCUGCUGCCACUCCUUGGGUGAGGGAUAGAGCACGUAUCCCACUAUUAGCUCGAUCGAUAAAGGACCGAUUCACCUUGUUCCAUGGAGUUCCCGACCCGAGUGUUGCUCGUUCUUGGUUGGGAAAUGUGGAGGACACGUUCGAGUAUUUGUCGUGUACCGAGGAGGAAAAGGCUGAGUUAGCUGCGUACCAUCUUCGAGAUCAGGCUGUCACUUGGUGGAAAUUACAGAAGCUUGUUGCUCAGGACAGCGAUCGGUUAGACCAGUUUACCCAGGGCCUUGCGGCUUAUAUUCGUAUCCGGAUGUCUGGUUUUACUCCUAGCACUUACCGGGAGGCACUAGAUAGAGCCUUGAUGAUUGAGAUGACCCAGCAGCAAGUUUCCCAAGAGCGGGGAAAAGACAAACAGAAGGCGCAGGGUACAACUCCAAAUCAGCAACAACAGAACAAAGGUCAGAAAAAGCGGAAGAAAUGGCAGGGAUCCCAUUCUACUUCAGGAGAGUCUCAUCAAUUACCGAAGACAGCACGGUCGUCAGCUGAUUCUUCUCGUCCCUCUCAUCAGCAUUGGAGGGAUCAGUCCAGUGGAUUAGUAUUCUUUCAGUGUGGUGUAGAGGGUCACUCUAAGACCAAUUGUCCAUUGGGUCAGAAUGUAUGUCACUACUGUAAGCUUCCGGGACAUAGGAGCCUUGAUUGUUCUCUAAAGGCUCAGAUGCAGGCUGCCAAGGUUGCUACUCAGGGUAGUCAUAUUACUCAGACUCGACGGCCGAAGGGACCGCAGAAGUCACAGGGUACUCCACAUCAGCAAAGUAUACCACCUUCUCAGGCACAGGUAUACCAUAUCCAGAGUCAGCAGUACCCAGCAGUACCUGUGGCUAUACAGUAUUCCUCAGUUGUCCCGUCACAUCAGAUGCAUCCGGUACCUCAGUAUUUUCCGGCGCCACCUAGCUCUUGUCCAGUGAUACAGCCUCAACAGCAUGCUACCACCCACCAGUCUCAGCAGUUCACUACUACUCCACCAGCACCGUUUCAGACCACUACGGGAGUAUCGCCAUCGUGCCCGGAAGUGGGACGAGUGUAUGCUAUUACUCGAGAGGAGGCACAGCGGGCCGAGGGAUCGGUCUUUCGGGGUAUGAUUACUGUUUAUUCCUUUCCUGCUGAAUUAUUGAUAGAUACUGGUAGUUCCCAUUCUUUUAUUUCUCGGGUAUUUCUGAGUAAGAUUUGUAGAUUACCGGUUCGUCGGACUCAUACAUUAGCGGUAUCUUUGCCCUCGGGAGAGAUACUAAAUAUCGGCCAGGAGAUUAGAGAUUGUCCAUUGGAUUUCGAGGGUCACACCCUUAUAGUGGACUUACAGGUCCUGGAUAUGUUAGAAUUUGACAUCAUUUUGGGUAUGGACUGGUUGGUCAGAUAUUAUGCUACCGUGGAUUGCAGCUCGAGAGUGGUUACAUUUAGACCUCCGGGUCUACCAUCCUGGGUAUUCAUGGGUACCAAGGAUGAGGGGAUUUCGGUCAUCUCAGCUAUGCAAGCUCAGAGAUUAUUGUCUCAGGGAUGUCGGGGGUAUUUGUUAUCUAUGAUUAAGAUUGAUCAGGAUACUACCACACAGCUAUCUGACAUUCCUAUAGUUCAGGAGUACCCUGACGUAUUUCCAGAAGAAUUACCCGGCUUGCCCCCGAAAAGGCAAGUGGAGUUCACGAUUGAGUUGAUCCCGGGGACAGCACCAGUGUCCAAGGCUCCGUAUCGCAUGGCACCUAAGGAGUUAGAGGAGCUAAAGGUACAGUUACAGGAGCUGCUGGAUAGAGGGUUUAUCCGUCCUAGUGUGUCUCCAUGGGGAGCUCCGGUACUUUUUGUGAAGAAAAAGGACGGAUCGAUGAGAUUAUGCAUCGACUAUCGACAGCUGAAUGCAGAUACUAUUAAGAACAAAUAUCCACUGCCACGUAUUGAGGAUCUGUUUGAUCAGCUCAAGAAUACUUUUUUCAUGGAUCUGAUGAAUAGGGUAUUUCUUGAGUUCUUGGAUCAGUUCGUGAUUGUGUUCAUCGAUGAUAUUUUGAUAUAUUCUCGAUCCGAAGAAGAGCAUGGGCGACAUCUUCGUAUAAUAUUGGAGACGCUCCAGCGAGAACGUCUCUAUGCAAAAUUCAGCAAAUGUGCAUUCUGGUUAUCUUCUGUGGGUUUUCUGGGACAUAUUGUUUCUAGCAGUGAUUUGUUGAGGGCUUCUCUAGCAUAG